UCAUGUACUAUGAGUUUAUCCGGCUCGUACCGAAACUUUCUCCGGAUAUCUAUCAAGUUAAUUAUCAUAUUUUAUCUAAAUAACAAUUGAUAGAUGAAAGGCGAUGAAAUGAUAGAAUUAGACGUACCUGUAAAUUUUGUUUCAAUUCUGGAAUCGAAUUCCGAUGUGCCGGGAUCGUCUCUUUCAUCUAUUCUGUAUCAAUUUAGGGUUUGGAUUCUGAUACGUCGGGAUCAUCUCUUUCGUGAAGAUAUCAGCUAUCGUCAAAUCACGGUCAUAUCAACUCCAGCGCCGGAAUCGUCUAAUUUUACAGGGUCCAAGAAAAUGAGUACCCAAGAAAUUGUCAAGAUCAAGGUUUGUGCUUUGAGAGUGAGCAUUCAUUGUGAUGGGUGCCAGAAGAAAGUGAAGAAAGUUCUGCAAAAGAUCGAAGGUGUUUAUAAAGUUUCUAUUGAUUCAGAACAAGGGAAAGUUACAGUCUCUGGUGAUUUUGAUCCAGAGAUACUAAUCAAGAAGCUUAAAAAACACGGAAAGAGAGCAGAGCUAUGGGAUGCUCCAAAGCCAAACACUAAUGGGGAACAGACUCAGCAGCCCAUUGUCAAGGACAUGCAACUUGACAAUGGCAAAGAAGGAAAGAACGGUUCGGGUUCGGGCCCGAAUGGCGAAACUAUCCAGCAGCAGCAGCCUCAGAGGGGUGGACAGCAGCAAAUUCCGAAUCAGCAACGGAUGCUGCAAGCUCCUACUCAGCAACCGAUGGAGCGUCCUGCGCAGCAACAAAUCCAGAGGACUCCUAAUCAGCCACCUCAGCAAUUGCCGAAGCUGCUGAAUCCCAAUCAGCAGCAAGUUGCGACUCAGCAGCCACAGCAGCAAGCUCUGAGUCAGCAGCAGAUUCAGCAGCUUCGGCAAUUGCAGGGAGUGCAGCAAGAGGGUUCCAAUCAGCAACAAAGGCAGCCGCUCCAGCAGUUGCCACAGAUGAUAGGCUUGCAGGAUGUGAAGGUGCCAGGCCCGAACCCGAAUCAGCAGGCUGCGAGAUUGGAUGGGCCUAAGGGGGAUGAGAGCAGCGAUGAUGAUUCCGAGGAAUAUGAUGAGGAGGAGGAAUCUGAGGAGGAGGAUGUUCUGCCACCGCUACCGCAGCUUAACAAGAUGAAGCCCGUGAUGGGCAAUGCUCAAGGUAGCGGUCAAAUGCCUCCAAGUCUGAGGAUGAACCCGGGGAUGAAUCUUGGCCAGCAGCUUCCACCGCAGAUGAUGAGAGCUGGCCCCUCUGGAAAUGGCGCUCCCAAUGGAGGAAAUGGGGCCUCAAUUGGAGCCAAUGGAGGGGGGAAUAUCAUUCCUGUUGCGGUGAAUGCUGGCAGCUCCAACAAUGGACUUGGAGGAAGGACCGGCGGUGGUGGCAGUCUGGGCGGUAGCAAUCAGAUUCCAGGAGCGAGUGGAGUUGGGAACAUUCCUCUGCAGAUGAAUGCCGGAAGUGCUGGUGAUGGCAGCGGAGGAAAGAAAGGAGAUGGUACAGGAGCAGGCGCAGAAGCUGGCGCCAAUCAGAAUUCAGGAACCGGAGGCGGGCCAGCCAAUGUCAGCGGUGGAGGCCCAAACAAGAACGGCGGUGAUGGAGGGCCGCAGAAGAACGCGAGUGGCGGGGGAGCUGGUGGUGGCAAUGCUGGCCAUGAACAAAGGAAUGAAGUUCAUGUCAUGCCAAGCAUGAUGGGGAUGAGGGGAGGAGCUGGUGGUUUAGCAGGCCAAAUGCACAAUCUCAGGCCGACUGGUCAGAUGGGCCCAAUGGGGAUGGGUCCACCGACAGCAAUUCAGGGAGUUCCUGCCACCGUGCCGGGUGGCAACUACUUUCCUGGAUCCGGCGCUGAGGCAACGCAGCUGAACCCGUACCACCAGCAGCAGCACCACCAAAUGGCUGGAAUGAUGAUGAACCAGCCAAGAGACUACAAUGAAAGGUUCCAGCCAAUGGUGCAUGCUCAGGCUCCCCCGGACGUCAACUACAUGCCACCCUACCCCUACCACCAGAUACCGCAGCAGCUAGGGCCGUACAACAAUUACUUCAGCGAGGAGAACCCGGCCAGCUGCAGCAUCAUGUGAGUCACCCGGAGAGUGCUGGCUUCCUGUGAUGCCUUUGGUUCCUGUUAUAUUAUGCUCCUGUUUUGUUCUUUUCUUAUUCUAGAUUUUCAGUUACACCUCUAAACUGUAAGGAUCUUAAAUCCUGUAGGACCAUCUAGAGGUGUCUUUUUUAUAAACUAUUUCAUGGGAUGUUUUUUUUUUGAGCUAGGGGAGAAGAUGUGGGUGUUUUUUAUCUGAA
Messenger RNA from Daucus carota subsp. sativus, 2293 nucleotides. Its product is annotated as heavy metal-associated isoprenylated plant protein 33. The transcript has 5 exons. The coding region runs from base 94 to 2076 and encodes 660 amino acids. NCBI's taxonomy places the organism in Eukaryota, Viridiplantae, Streptophyta, Magnoliopsida, Apiales, Apiaceae. The record is from RefSeq and is a predicted model, not a curated record. Gene Ontology annotation, molecular function: metal ion binding.